Micromonas pusilla CCMP1545 is the source of this 2421-nucleotide messenger RNA. RefSeq lists its product as uncharacterized. The record is from RefSeq and is a predicted model, not a curated record. The transcript is spliced from 5 exons. Gene Ontology annotation, biological process: rescue of stalled cytosolic ribosome; ribosome-associated ubiquitin-dependent protein catabolic process. Lineage: Eukaryota; Viridiplantae; Chlorophyta; Mamiellophyceae; Mamiellales; Mamiellaceae. The annotation marks the transcript as partial. Gene Ontology annotation, molecular function: ribosomal large subunit binding; tRNA binding. Gene Ontology annotation, cellular component: RQC complex.
AUGCCCAAGCAAAAGUUCAACAACUACGACAUCCGCGCGGAGGUGGCGUGCCUCCGCGCGCGCCUCGUCGGGACCUGGCUCACCAAUGUGUACGAUCGCGACAAGACGUCGUUCGUCUUCAAGUUCACGCGGAGCGGCGGCGCGACCGAGAGCGGCGAGGGCGAGAAAAUCAACGUCGUGAUCGAGAGCGGGACGCGGUUCCACUGCACGUCGCACGCGAGGGCGAGCGCGAGCGGCGGCGGCGGCGGAAAGGCAUCUUCGACCGAUCAGCCGUCAAAGUUUAACGCGAAACUGCGGAUGCAUCUCCGAGGCAAACGCCUCAACGCGAUCGAUCAGAUCGGCUCCGAUCGCGCGGUCGACUUUACGUUCUCGUCCGGCGACACCGAGCACCACCUGAUCGUGGAGCUGUACGCGCAAGGGAACGUGCUGCUGUUGGACAAGGACGACGUCGUGUUGACGUUGCUUCGCACGCACCGGGACGACGACAAGGGGGUCAAAAUUUUAGGUAAUCAUCGGUACCCGCGCGAGAGGUUCCGCACGCACAAGCGCGUCACGUUGCACGACCUCGAGGGCGCGCUGGGGUUGGGACAGAACCCGCCGCUCGUGGACCGCGCGGCGAAGCUCGCGGGGCUUCCGAUGGGCGGGAACACGCCGCUGCCGCUGAAGGAGGAUUCGAGUAGUUUGAAUUCAAAUUCAAACGCGACAGCUCCGGUCGUCGAGCGGCUGCUUCGACAGCUGUCCGUCUUGGACGACUGGUUCGAGGGCGUCGGCGACGGCUCCGCGGUGCCGACCGGCGUCGUGACGCGGCGACGCAAGCCCGGGGCGACGGGAGACGACGACGACGCGUUCGUCGUCGACGACUUCAGCCCUCUGCCACCGAUCGACGCGAUCGAUUCAAAUGCAAAUUCGACAGCUACAGACGACGACGACGCGCGCGUGCAAGCCUAUGAAUCCUUCGACGACGCGCUCGACGCCUACUUCGCGUCGUUCGAGACGCAAGCCGCGACGCGCCAACGCGAACGCGCGGAAAAAGCCGUCGUCGACCGACUCGAAAAGGUGCGCAAGGACCAAUCGCAGCGCGCGGCGGCGCUCGAGCGCGAGCGCGAGGCGGACGAGCUCCGCGCGACGCUGAUCGAGUACAACUUGGAGCGCGUCGACGUGGCGCUGGCGGCGGUGAACAACGCGCUCGCGGGCGGGAUGGGCUGGGGCGAUUUAGAGAUCAUGAUUCGCGAGGAGACGAGAGCCGGGAACCCGGUGGCGGGGACGAUCAAGAGUUUGGACUUGGCGAACAACAAGAUCACGGUGACGCUCGCGAACCACCUCGACGACGACGAGGAUGACGAGGACGAGGAGGAGGAGGAUGGGGAGGAUGAGGAUAAGGAUGGGGACGAAGACGACGCGGGCGAGGGCGACGACGAGAAGAGCUCCGAGCGGAAACGAAAACAACAACAGAAGAAACUGCGACGGAAGAGAAGAAAAGCCGUCGCCGUCGAGCUCGACCUGUCGCUGUCCGCGUACGCCAACGCGCGGACGCACUUCGAGAAGAAGAAGAAGCACGCGACGAAGCACGACAAGACGCUCGCGCAGACGGAGCGCGCGAAAUUUUGGUGGUUCGUCACGACGGAGAACUGCCUGGUCGUGUCCGCGCGCGACGCGGCGCAGACGGACGCGAUGUUGAAGAAAUACGCGCCGCCGGGGAGCUCCGUCGUCGUCGGCGGCGGCGGCGGCGGCGGCGGCGCGGGAUGGUGCAACGGCGUGCCUCCCGCGUCGCUCGCGCAAGCCGGGGCGGCGUGCCUGUGCCGCUCGAACGCGUGGGACUCGCGGCAGGUGAUCAGCGCGUGGUACGUCAAGCCGGAGCAGAUUCGGAAGGAAACGCCCGAGGGGGAGCCGUUACUAAACGGCGUCGUGUGGACCGUGGGAAAGAAGACGUUUCUUCCCCCGGCGCCGCUCGUCAUGGGCUUCGCGUACAUGUUCGUCUUGGGGGACGACGCGAGCGUGGAGGCGCACGCGGGGGAUCGCGUGGUGAAGCAGCAGAUGGCGGCGCUAGGUAACGCCGACGGCGAGGGCGUUACAGAGGACGCGGAAGAGGAGGAGGAGGAGGUGGAGGAGGAGGUUGUCGAGAGUGUCGAGGUUGAAGACGACGCGACCCCCGACGACGCCGACGCCGACGCCGACGCAGACGCCGCGCCGGCGCCGUCGUCGAGUCGAUUAGAAGCCUUCUUAGACGGCGGCGUCGACUUCGCCGCCGCGAGGAUGGACGCGAUGUCGUUAGAGGAGGAGACCAAGGCGGCGGGGGAAAAGGGAGAAGACGCAGAAGCCUCAGCCUCGGCGCCGAAGGAGGGCACGAAGCGCAUGUCCGCGAAGGAGCGCCGCGAAGCGAAGAAGAAGCGCGACAAAGCGGCGGGCGGCGGCGGCGGCGAC